Molecule: messenger RNA, 897 nt
Organism: Dichomitus squalens LYAD-421 SS1
Lineage: Eukaryota; Fungi; Basidiomycota; Agaricomycetes; Polyporales; Polyporaceae
Exons: 5
Coding region: 1-897 (298 amino acids)
Biological process (GO): N-acetylglucosamine metabolic process
Cellular component (GO): cytoplasm
Source: RefSeq, a predicted model, not a curated record
AUGGCGAUUGAAACCAAGCCCGUUGAGCUCUCGUCGGACACCGUUCCAUUAGGCUCUGGGCUGCCCACGCGGGAAGAGUUACUCGUGCACUAUCCUGCGAACUUCACAUGGCACCAAAUGAAAAUAUUUGUCAAUUCCGGCGAUCUGGGGCUGCUUAAGAGGAGUAAAAAGCUGCAGCAGCGAUACAACGAGUGGGCGGAAGGUGUCAAGAAGGAGUACGGGUCUAUUGUCAACUACUUGCUUUCCUAUCGACUGCAAUGGGGCCAUCCCGACACUAUUUCCUUGCUCCGAUCAUCCCUCGAUCCACCUGCGGAGCCCAACAUUCCUGCACCCUCUGAGAGCAAGACCCGACCUAUUGGUGUACUCCCACCCAUGCCCCCAGAUGCCCCUGCGUACUUCCAUGCGGACAUGUCCAAGGAGCUGUACUACGUCGCCAUGAACGACUGGCCGUACUCAGUUCCCCCGGAGAUCGAGCACAGUCUCAUCUGGUCGCGCGUGCCCUUCUUCCCGCCCGACCUGCCCUCCCCGGUGGAGUCCAGGAUCUCCGCGCGUCUCCUUCAGGACGGCCUUUGGGGCUUCACCGGCCUCGACUCUCCACCACCGUCUCCUAGUCUCUUGCCUCAAGCCUUGCCUGCGCUAGAGCCUUGGGGAGUUACGAUGGACAAGCUCAUCAGGUCCCCCCGUGGUACCGACGAGGAGGAGCGGCAGAUCAAGGAGUACGGCAAGGAGAUUGAGACGUUCGUCAAGCGCAGGUGGAACGAGCACGAGUGGGAGACGGCUUGGUUCCUGAAUCCACCCAGGCUUCAAAGCGUACCAGGUCUCGCCCAUGUCCACGUCUUCGCGCGUCACAAGUCUCCCGAGGAGAUAGCACGAGCCACUGCCACUAGCGAUCCCUGA